UUAUUACUUACAUUUUUCUCUUAACUCACCUAUUUUGACCCUGAAUGAGCUUGAAAUCAAGCUAAAAGGAUUUAAAUCUUACUUUUUAUGUUGUUACACACUUUGUGUUACACUGUAGUAUGGCGAUUGGUAAUAAAUGGUCUCUUUUUUAUUGGUGGGGUGGAAAGGGAAGGGACAAUACAGCACUGUGGAUCUGGUAUCUGGUUUCCACAGCAACCCAUAUUAAAUUACUCCGAGGCUUACAGGUGGUGGACUUUAAACAGAGGUGGAGGGACAGGUGACGCAGACCACAAGGAACUCUUUUCUUCCUGUAAAGAAACCAAGCAACUACAAAAAUGGCUAAAUUCUUCACACCAGUUCAAAUCAACGAGUUGAAAGAGUGUUUCUCCUUGUAUGACAAGAAGCAAAAGGGCAAGAUUGUUGCCAAAGACCUGAUCACAGUUAUGCGCUGCCUGGGUACAAGCCCCACAUUUGGUGAAAUUGAAAGACAUCUACAAGUUCACAAAAUCGGAAAGACAGGUGAGCUGGACUUCUCUACGUUUCUGAUGAUGAUGCACAGACAGAUGCAACAGGAAGACCCCAAGACGGAAAUCCUGGAGGCCUUGAGGAUGACGGACAAACAGAAGAAAGGACACAUCCAGGCAUCUGAGCUCCGGGCCAAGCUCACUAUGCUGGGAGAGAAACUAACAAACAAAGAAGUGGAUGAUCUCUUCAAAGAGGCAAAUGUCAAGUCAGACGGGACUAUCAACUACGAAGAGUUCACUCAGAUGGUGACGCUGCCUCCUGUGGAUUAUUGAUUUUUUCAGCCAUGAUGGAGUAUUGGCUUUUCAUACACUGAACUUAAGAAA
Messenger RNA from Etheostoma cragini (Arkansas darter), 848 nucleotides. RefSeq names its product calmodulin-like 4a (gene calml4a). Gene Ontology annotation, cellular component: myosin II complex. Bases 336 to 797 code for a protein of 153 amino acids. Gene Ontology annotation, molecular function: calcium ion binding. The record is from RefSeq and is a predicted model, not a curated record. Lineage: Eukaryota; Metazoa; Chordata; Actinopteri; Perciformes; Percidae. The transcript has 5 exons.